AGCUUAUACGACUUAAAGUGUGCCUGUAUUCAUAAUAUUUCCUAUAAAUGAGUAUUUUCAAAGCGGUUCCCAAUGAAAAUGUUAGUAAUACAGUAUACUGUCCUGUUUGGGCUACUUAGUUUCACCUAUUCAGCAAUCAUAUUCGAUAACUGUCCAGAAGAUGACGUCGUGGUCAAUAACACUGAUGAAUUUCCAUAUGUGUAUACUAUUCCAGUGAUUACAGCAACUGUUAAUUCCACUGGGGUAGCAGCAGCCGUUAAUUUAACGUCAUUACCGUCGUAUACUUUAGGUGAUAAUGUGUCAUUUCCAGCAGACACUGCUGAUAUUUUUGAAUAUACGGCAACAGCGAGCGGCGAAGAAACAAUAUUUUGCAUAUUUAUCCUGUAUAUAUAUGACACUGCGGAUCCAAAUAUUUACGAUUGUCCACACGAUACUACAGUAAACACUACAUUCCGCCUACCCACUGCUAAUGUUUCUUGGAACGAACCAUUCGCUGAGGACAAUUCUGGUACAGUAAACCUUACUGUUGAUAUUGAACCAGCCAGUAUAUUCCAAAUAGGUGACACUUUAGUAACAUACAUCGCGGAAGAUCCAAGUGGAAAUACUGAUAUGUGCUCAUUUACACUCACUGUUCAAGGCUUUCCCAUUUCAGAUCGGAUAGGAGUUCAGUAA
Messenger RNA from Anneissia japonica, 672 nucleotides. RefSeq names its product hyalin-like. Bases 73 to 672 code for a protein of 199 amino acids. The transcript has 4 exons. The record is from RefSeq and is a predicted model, not a curated record. NCBI's taxonomy places the organism in Eukaryota, Metazoa, Echinodermata, Crinoidea, Comatulida, Comatulidae.